AUGUAUGUUGUUAUUCAAUUUGUACUAUUUUUCUUUAUUCUUAAACCAAUUUCAACAGCAAUUCAACGAUUAUCACCUAUAUCUCUUAAAGAACAAAGUUCAAUUGGUACAUCUAUUUAUGAAUUAAAUCGUGUUUAUCCUUCAUCAUCAAAUUCAUUAAAAUUUUCAUUUAUAUCAGAUUCAAGUCCACAUAAUUCAUUUUUUAUGAUUGAUUCCCUAACAGGACGUAUAUCUAUAAAACGUAUGAUUGAUCGUGAAGAAUUAUGUCAAACACAUAUAUGUAAUUGUGAACGAUGUAUAUUAACAUUAGAAAUAAUAGCAUCAUCACAAACAAUUGAUAUAUUAUCAUUAGAUAUAACUAUUGAAAAUAUCAAUGAUAAUCAACCAAAAUUUCCUGUAUCAACAUUUCAAAUACGUUUAUCAGAAAAUACUGAUGUUAGUCAUAUAUCAUCAUUUCCAUCAGCAACUGAUCUUGAUUAUCAAGAUCGUCUUGAAUAUCGUAUUGUACCGUAUGAUGAAAGUACUGAUGAAGAUCUUAUAAAAACAUUUUCAAUUGUUAAUUUACAUACAGAAAAUCAACUUGGUUUACGUUUAUUAAAAUCACUUGAUCGUGAAACAAGAAAUUUUUAUAAAAUGAAAAUUGUUGCAAGUGAUGGCGAAUUAACUGGAGUCUUAUUACUUGAUAUACAAAUACUUGAUUCAAAUGAUAAUGUUCCGAAAUUUGAACAUGAUCAAUAUCAUAUAAAAUUAAAAGAAAAUAUUCCGAUUGGGUCAGAUAUUCUUCAUAUACAUGCAUAUGAUAAUGAUGAAGGUUUAAAUUCAUUAAUUAAUUAUACAAUUGUAACAGAUAAUCCAUUAUCAACAUUUCCAUUUGAAAUAAAUAUUACAACUGGUAUUAUUAAAUUAAUACAAGUAUUAGAUUAUGAACAUGAAACAAAUUAUCGUUUUAAUGUUCGUGCACGUGACAAUGGACCAGAUGCAAUUAGUGUUUAUACACAAAUUCAAAUUGAUAUACUUGAUGUUAAUGAUUGUCCACCUGAUAUUGAUUUUAUUUUACCGGAUACAGAUCCAAGUAAAAUUGAUCCACGUAAACAUGUAUUUUAUAUUGAAGAAGAACAAGCAAUAAAUACACGUUUAUUUCAUUUAAGUGUUAGUGAUAAAGAUUCAAUCAAUGAUAAAAUUAUAUUAAAAUUAACAACAUAUACAAAUUUAUUUCAAUUAAAUGAACAAUUUAAUGAUCUAUACAGUUUAUCAAUUAUUGGAAGACUUGAUAGAGAACAACAAGAACAAUAUCGUUUAACAUUUGAAGCUAGAGAUCAAGGUUCACAUAUAUAUAUAAAUUUGUUUCUUAAAUAUCAUUUUUUUUGUUUAGGUACUGGACCAUCAUUAACUACUCAAAAAGAUAUUACAAUAGUUCUUCUUGAUAUAAAUGAUUCACCUCCAAUACUUGAUCCAUAUCCAAAUCCAAUAAGUAUCAAUGAAAAUAAUCAAUUUAAUAUUCAACUUAUUCAAUUUCAUGCACAAGAUUUCGAUGCACCAAAUACAUCGAAUAGUCUUUUAACUUAUUCUCUUGUAUUAACAAAUAAUUCUCGUUUAUUUAAAAUUAAUUCAACAAAUGGAAUUCUUUCUACCGCAGAUAAUAUUUCAUUUGAUUAUGAAUUAAAAUCCAAGUAUGAUUUAAUAUUAAAUAUAUCAGAUCAUGGUACACAUCCAAAACGUCUUGAAACAUUACAUCCAUUUAUUGUUUAUAUCAAUGAUACCAAUGAUAAUAAACCAAAAUUUGAAAAAGAUUCCUAUUUAUUUCGUAUACAAGAAAAUGUUCCUAUUGGAACAUUAAUUGGUCAAAUAAAAGCGAAUGAUAAUGAUACAAAUACAACAAUAAAUUAUGAAUUAACAUGUCUUGAUGAUCAAGAUUUAUUUGAAAUCAAUUUAUUAAAUGGACAAUUACGUACCAAAGCUUUUCUUGAUUAUGAAAAUCAAACAAUACAUCGUUUAUAUAUAACAGCGAAAGAUAAUGAUUACCGUCAUUCUGAUCGUGUAUUAGUAACAAUUGAAUUAAUUGAUAUUAAUGAUAAUACACCUAUUAUUGAUUUACCAUCAGCUAUUUAUAUUCCAAGUGAAUUAAUAUUAAUAAAUCAAACAAAAUUAAUACUUAUUACAACAAUAAAUGCACAUGAUCGUGAUAGUGGAAUGAAUGGAAAUUUAACGUAUGAUAUUAUUGAUGGUAAUCAAAAUGAUUAUUUUCAAAUAAAUAAAUUUAAUGGAACAAUAUAUAGUCAAUCAAAUAAUUUACCACAAGGACAUCAUCGUUUAAUAAUUAAAGUAUGUGAUCAAGGUGAAACAAUAUCAAAAUGUUCAACGACAAAUAUUAAUAUUAAAAUAGGAGAAUAUAGUGAUAAAUUAUAUUAUACAACAUCAUUAAAUUCUCAACAAUUAUCGGAUAAAAUUCAUGAAAAAGACGAUACAUCAUCAUCUGAACAAGAAAUAAUAUUAACACGUGAUAUGAUUCUUGUUGUUGUUAUAUCAACAAUACUUACAUUAGUAUUUAGUAUAACAAUGGGUAUUUUAAUAGCUUUUUUUUGUAAACAAAAACGAUGUAGACAUUUACAUCGAACAUCAUUAAAAAAACCAUGUGAAUUACUUCAAUCAACUGAUGCUGACAAACUUCUUACUGGGACAGCAACUAUGAAAAAAUUAGCUACACAUCAUCAUAUUGAACCAUAUGAUGAUAUGAAAACUUCAGCUGGUGGUAGUGGUGGAAGUUCACAAGAUAGUUGUUAUGGAAGUAAUGAUUUAUCUCGAUCAAGUUCAAGUGCACAUGCUGUUGCACGACCUCUUCUUACAGCACAACAUCGUUCAUCAAGUUUAAGUUCAACAAGUGUUGAUUAUGCUGUACCCACACAACGACAUCAAUCUUCAUUUAAUAAUAAAUCACCAACAGUAGUUAUUGUAGGUAUUCAUCAAUCGACUGAUAGUAACGAUGAUCAUAUUCAACAACAACCACAUCAUUUAAAAACAUUUCAUUCACCAGCAACAUCAUCAACUUCAUCAAGUCAUUCAAAUUUUAAAAAAACUGUACAAUCAUUAACGAGAAGACCAAUAGCAGAUCUACAAUCAACCUAUUUAACAUAUGAUUCAAUUGAUACACCACCUCCUCCACCGAAUAUAAAUUAUUCAAAACAUUCUUCUACAACAUCAUCUUCAGCUAUUAGUUCAACAUCAAGAGAAUACAGUAUUUAA
Messenger RNA from Adineta steineri, 3240 nucleotides. The record is from the annotation of a GenBank genome assembly. Lineage: Eukaryota; Metazoa; Rotifera; Eurotatoria; Adinetida; Adinetidae.